UCGCUUUCCGACAGAAAAUGGCGACUUACUCAUGAGGACGUGAAGUACUCGGCAAUGACAUUUAAGUCAUUCUAUUACUAGGCUCCGUUUCUUUCUUAUAUAGAGUUUAAUGUUUGUACCGUCUUGGGAGGAGACAUUAUAGAAAGGCGAUGAGUGUAUCUGUGAUCCAAGAGAAGGUUUCUCGACAGUUGAGCAGACAGAGUGGAAAACCCGCGCUGAGACCCAUCAAACCUCUGGCGCUGAAUAAUGAAGUCGCCAGCCGCAAACUCAGGAAAGGAGAGGCCACAUGUGUAACGGAAAUGUCAUUGCUGAUGGCUUGCUGGAAACAGAAUGACUUCAACAACACAGUCUGCUCUAAAGAAGUCUCAGUCUUCUAUACAUGUGUUGAAAAGGCGCAGAACAAGGCUAAAGCAAAGCAGGGAACCCAGGGUCGACUUUUGCCUAAAGAAGCCAACACCUUAUUAAAACGAUUUCCCAACCAGAGCAGUGAGAUCUAGGACCAGUAACACAGAUUGGUCAAAGAAUGGACACUUUUAUUGUCUGAGCUGUAUAGAUGGGGACUUUAGUCUGAGUGUAUGACUGAGCCGGGCAUUUGAUGAGAACGAGGUGUGGAAUGUUUUUCUAAAAAAACAACACGCAAUGAAGUCUGCCAAAAGCACAUCAGCGGAUGCUCACAAAAGCAAAUUAACUGCAUUUGCAAGGCUUUGAAGGCACUUUUGUGAUUAUUACAUUACUGCACUCUUGUAGGUCAUCGCAUCAAAACAGUACAAGGGAACAAACACUGGUCCCUUAAAGGGAUAGUUCACCCAAAAAAUAAAAUAUCACCCUUUCCUCAUCUUCAUGUCUUCUUUUGUGUUCAGCAGAUGAAAGAAAGUCAUACAGGUUUGUAAUGAUGUGAGGGUGAAUAAAUGAUGAUAGACUUUUCA
Messenger RNA from Carassius carassius (crucian carp), 926 nucleotides. RefSeq names its product small ribosomal subunit protein mS37-like. The record is from RefSeq and is a predicted model, not a curated record. Gene Ontology annotation, biological process: mitochondrial translation. NCBI's taxonomy places the organism in Eukaryota, Metazoa, Chordata, Actinopteri, Cypriniformes, Cyprinidae. Gene Ontology annotation, molecular function: RNA binding. The transcript has 3 exons. Gene Ontology annotation, cellular component: mitochondrial ribosome; nucleoplasm; mitochondrion. The coding region runs from base 150 to 497 and encodes 115 amino acids.